AUGAGCGUAGCCUCCGACUACCCCUACUUGCGACAACGACUGGUGGAGGAAGAAGCGCGAGGAGGGGCGCAGGCGCAUGGGCGUCAGGAUUCUGCUGCGACGAUCAAAGCUCCCGUGCGUGUGGCUUCUAACCCUACCACCCCAAUGGCGAGACUGACUGGUGCGGAUUGUAAGGUCGACGAUGGCAAAAUGUCCUCCGCCCCCCUCCCCGUACCGACAAAGGAGAACGACUGGCUCGGUUUCUGCCAGAGCGCGGUCAAAUUGCAGAAUGGUGAUAGACGGGGCUCGCUGAAGAAGCGGACAGAUUACGGCGCUGCCUUCGCGGCUUCGGGCGUGACGACUUAUUAUUGCUCGGCGAAGGGGUGUGCGUAUCAGGGGCAUGUGAGUGUGGAUAUGGUGUGGAAGGUGGUGAUGCGGGAUGAGAAGUUGGGGUUGAAAGUGCGGUGGGGGUUUUUGGCUAAGAGCCACAUCAAGCAGGCUUCGGUGCAGGGGCGGCAGUAUCAGUUCCAAUGCCCAAUCUGCAUCUACUCCUACGGCCACGCCGAAGGCCGCGUCUGGAAAGGUGUCGACAUCUUCAUGGACCACGUCUCCUCCCACCGCGGCAUGAGCAUAAGCUUUGAAGUCGCACAAAAACUCGGCGUCAUAGCCGACCACGUCGCCGAAGACAAAGACGAAUUCGACCUGAACCUCUACCCUCGCGACUACAAACACGACACCUCCGAGACCUCUUCUGUCAAAUCGACUAACCCCGGCGCUCCCCUCUCUCGCGCCCCGACGAGGAGUAGUAUUGUCGAUUCACUCUGGUCACGAAAAGCGAGUACGGCUCCGCAGACGGAUCCGGGGGUGAGUUUGCAGCGGACGAGUACGUGGAGAAGUGAUCUUACGCGGACGGAUUCGGUGGUUGAGGGGGCGAGUAUUGAUGAGGGGAAUGAAACGGAGCCGUGGAGUGAGGGGUUGAGUAAUUUCAAAUUGGAUCGUGAGGAGGACUAUUUGAGCCCGGACUUUUGA
Molecule: messenger RNA, 1008 nt
Organism: Saxophila tyrrhenica
Lineage: Eukaryota; Fungi; Ascomycota; Dothideomycetes; Mycosphaerellales; Extremaceae
Exons: 6
Coding region: 1-1008 (335 amino acids)
Source: RefSeq, a predicted model, not a curated record